AGUAGAUAUGUGGCGGAUCCUGCUUUAAUGACCAUCACCAAGCCAGAACACUUCGAGGCCAACCCUCAGAGCCAGGCUGGCAGUUGGCCGGUGGCUAAACCUCAGCGCCCAGCACCCCCAGUACAGAAAACACGAAACAGUGGAGGCUGGCUCAGGUGGUUCUUCGGUGAAAAGGAAGAAGUUCCUCAGAUGACAAGGAUACCAGAUGACAAGCCUAAUUCUAUGGUCUGGGAUCAAAACCUGCACAGAUGGGUUGACGCAAGUCCCAUGUCCAAGACUGAGAACAAGCCUGUUCCACCUCCUCCCCCGAUGGGGAUGUAUCUGGGGAACUCUAGUCUCCCCAAAGGAGUGAAUCCUUACUCCAUGAAAGCAGCAGAUCAAGGAAGCCUAGGGGACAGGUAUCCCAAGCUAUUGUACCAUGGUGGGAUCACCACAACGCCUCCAUACCAGGGUCCUGGAUCGCUACCUGCCCAGCAUGCAACACUCAUGGCACCGAUGACUGUGCCAUUCGAUGUUCACAGGCAGAAACUUGGCCCAGGCACUCUACCCUUUUGAGGUUCGACACUGAACAAUCCUUCUGCAACGAUUCAUUUAAUUAGCUUUAAUAUACAUCAACGCUUGGCUGAAGUUGCAGUGAUGUUUAAGCUAUUUAUUUUUGUCUCACAGGUCGUUUUCCAGGAGGGAUCAUUUGAUAUUUCAGCAUUUUAAAAGACAAAAUAAAAUAAGAUUUCGGGCUUUGAAAAGUUAUUAAAAGUCUGUAUGUUCACGUAGCUUUGAUAUGUUUUCCGGCAUCCUUUACAAGCCCAUCACUUGUGCAUUUCUCUAUGUUACAUACUUUACAGAUGGGUAUAUUAUUUAUACAUAUGUUUUUCAAAAUAUAUUUAAAAAAUAAUUCAUCUAUUUCAUAAACAUAAUAUCAAAUGUAAAUAAAGUGCAUUUUAAAUUUUACACCAUAUAUUUCAAUAUAUGACUUUACUGCAGGCCUAGCGUUGUGGGUGGGCCUUAGGGAGCCAUGCUCGCCCUACCGCACCUCCUAGCCCGUCCAAAUAAAAUACAUGGUUGAAUGAAACUUUAC
Oncorhynchus mykiss (rainbow trout) is the source of this 1075-nucleotide messenger RNA. The record is from RefSeq and is a predicted model, not a curated record. NCBI's taxonomy places the organism in Eukaryota, Metazoa, Chordata, Actinopteri, Salmoniformes, Salmonidae.